This is a messenger RNA of Rotaria socialis, 465 nucleotides long. The record is from the annotation of a GenBank genome assembly. Lineage: Eukaryota; Metazoa; Rotifera; Eurotatoria; Philodinida; Philodinidae.
AUGCCAAACACUGUUUUUACUGCUGUUCCAAAUAUGGAUGAAGCAUUUCAUGUAAUACAAAACACUCUAUUCAAGAUUACAGUGCAAGCUAGAAUUAUUAAUCAGGCAGGCGGGGUCGAUCACUUUCUUCAAGUGCUGGUCAACGGAAAUUUAGUUAUUGGAAACAAAGUUGUACCGAACAAUGAGAAAAGAGUUAAUUUUGGCCUUGGUUCAGACAUUUGGUCAGUUGAUGUAACUGGAGGAUAUUUUUAUUCAGCGACUCUUCUGGGAAUGCCAAUAACUCGAGUAUCAUUUAUUUAUCUCUCACCAGGUACUUACAGGUUUGAUGUUGGAACGCGAUGUGCUUACAAUAAAGUAUCUUUUGGCAAUGCCAUUGUGACAUUUGAGUUAACUCAAUUUGAAGAUUGUUACAAUCUUCUUCUUUAUUUCGCCUUCUUAUUAUUAUUAUCUUUUCACCAGCAAUAA